This is a messenger RNA of Fusarium sp. VM40, 1095 nucleotides long. NCBI's taxonomy places the organism in Eukaryota, Fungi, Ascomycota, Sordariomycetes, Hypocreales, Nectriaceae. The record is from the annotation of a GenBank genome assembly.
AUGGUAAUGGUCCAAUGCCUGAUUCACAGCAUCGGCGUCAAGCCUUUUGAUGACCUUGAAACGGCUCGGACGAAGCUUUCCCCGUUUGAACCAAUUGGGAAUCUCUUCCCAGAACCGGACCGUAACUUCCGGGUGCAGCGGCGAUACGCCAAGCACAAAGCGCCGUUCAUAGCCAGCAGACUUGGAUCCCAUGCGUGCGGCGUCGAGGUCUCCUUCUGUUUGGACUCUCUCAAGUUCGAUAACGAGCGUACUCUUCCUACUCUCUCUGACAACGAUGUUUUGGUCAAAAUCCAUGCGGCGUCUCUUAACUACCCCGACAUCAUGAUUGCACUGGGCACUUAUCCUUUUCCCCUGGCGCCAAAUGUCAUCCCAGGAUCCGACGGCGCUGGAGAAGUCGUGGCAGUUGGCUCCAAAGUGACCCGCUUCCAGAAAGGCUCCAAAGUUGUGACUCUGUUUAUGCAAGCUCACUACGGUGGACCACUGACCCCCAUGGCGUUGGGCACAGGUCUAGGUGGUAGUAUUGAUGGCACUUUCCGACAGUAUGGUGUGUUCAACGAAAACGAACUGGUAGAUAUGCCAAAGAACCUCAGCUACCUGGAAUCUGGAACACGGUCCUGUAGUGCCUUGACGGCGUGGAAUGCUCUCUACGGACUUAAGGCAAUGCUUCGGUUUGCCAAGGCUGCAGGGGCUCGAGUCAUUGCUACAACAUCCUCUGCAAUUAAGGCUGACAUGUUGAAGAAGCUAGGAACAGAUCAUGUCAUCAAUGACAAGGAGACGCCAAACUGGAGCGAGGAGGCCAAGAGGCUCACAGGCGGGGCUGGCGUUGAACAUGUCAUCGAGAUUGGAGGCGCGCAUACUGUGACAGAGAGCCUCAAGGCCGUUGUCCUCGGGGGUGUUGUCACCAUUGGAUGGAUUGGUGGGCAGGGAGAGACUGGGCCGAGCUUUCCCCAAAUCUUAUCAAGUAUGGCAAUUGUCAGGGGAAUUAUCGUUGGAAGCCGAGAACAAUUCGACGCAAUGAUUCUUGUCGUCGAAGCUUCCAACAUCAAGGCUGUGCUUGAUCAGCACGUCUUCAAGCUCGAGGAUCUCAAGGAGUAA